Messenger RNA from Schistosoma rodhaini, 4553 nucleotides. The record is from the annotation of a GenBank genome assembly. NCBI's taxonomy places the organism in Eukaryota, Metazoa, Platyhelminthes, Trematoda, Strigeidida, Schistosomatidae.
AUAAAAUAAAUCAUUGUUUAUAAACACAAGAGAUUAAUGGCCUAUAAACAACUUUCAUUAAUUACAUAACAUAUACACUACAAUAUACAUACACAUCACAAUAGAUUAAGUAUGACGUAAUGAAUAAUGCCUUACAAUUGGAAUAAACACUGUUGGAUCAUUCAUAUCAUUAUUUUAAUAAUUCUAUUUGAAAUUUUAUAUCAUGUAACUAUGGAAAGUUAUUUUGAGAAUGAUAAAACAAUGCUUAUUUCAUACACAAUACAAGAAGAACUUUCAAGUGGUACAUUAGUUGGUAAUUUAUUUAAUGAUGUUCGAAAAUUAUACGAGAAAUUCAAAUUUACCACUUCAUCUCCAAUGACAACAGGAAUAACUAUGUUACAUUCAAUUAAACAAUUAAGAAAGUUUGAAUUAAAUCCAUAUGAUUUGAAUUCUAAACAAAUGAAUGAAUAUUUUAAAUUAGAUCAACAAACUGGUGAUCUAUUUAUACAAAAUCGUAUUGAUUAUGAAUAUAUAUGUCCGAAACCUUUAGUACAUACUACUACCUCUUCUAUGAUGACUUCCUCGUCUUCAUCAUCAUUAUCAUCGAAAAGUCUUUUAACAAUUCAUUCAAACAAUAAUGGAUUAGUCCACCUCUCACAUUAUAAUUGUUUAAUUCAAUUAAUUUUAUUUGUAAGUUUACAAAACUCCACUGAUGAACGUUGGAUUCCUAUCAGGAUUUAUAUUGAAGAUAUUAAUGAUAAUCGUCCAAAAUUUAUUGAAUUCAAUUCAUCAAAAUGGUUUAAUUAUUUUAAUGUAACAAUAAAAGAGAAUAUUCCAUUUGGUACAAGAAUACCUUUAAUGAAAGCCUAUGAUUUAGAUACCAUUGAGACAAAUACAAAUAUUUUAUAUAAACUAAACUAUCCUAUAAAAGAUAAUCAAACUGAUUAUCAUCGAAUUUUUGGUUUAGUAACAUGUUCCAUUAAUAAAUAUCAUGACAAUAAUAACAAUCAUCGAUUAAUAGAUGAAUCAAUCCAUGGAAGAAAUAAUGAUCAUUCUCCAUGUUUAAUCAUUAAAGAUAAAUUAGAUUAUGAAAUGAAACAAUAUUAUUUUAUUGAAUUAAUUGCAUAUGAAUCUGGUUAUUCAACCCCAAUUGAUUAUGCAAUAUUACCAAUUAAAAUUAUAAUCAUUGAUAUAAAUGAUAAUAUGCCAAAAUUUAUUUUCCCAAUAGAUAAUUAUUAUUCUAUGAAUAUAUCCGAAAAUUUACCAAUUGGAACAUUAUUAUUAAAAGUUGAAGCUAUUGAUAUAGAUAGUGGUGAGAAUUCACGUUUAACUUAUAGUUUAACACAAAAUUCAUUUAAGAAAAAAUUGAUCUUAACUGAAUUACAUGAUUAUGAUCUUAGUGAUAGUAAUCAUAAUAAUAAUGAUAACCUAAGGGAUAAUACCGAUUAUGAUCAGUCAAAUCCUUUUGGUCAAUUUAUAAUUAAUCCAUAUAAUGGUGAAAUACGUUUAAAUCAACUAUUACAUGCACAUGAAACACAACAAAUUGAAAUUAUUAUUCAUGUAAAUGAUAAUGGUAUACCUAUGCAUAAAAUAUCAAAACAUUUAUUAUUUAAUAUUAUUGAUAUUAAUAAUUAUGCACCAAAUAUAAAAAUUAAAAAAAUUGGUUGUAAUAAAUUUAAUAUAGAAUCAAAUGAAAUUAAAAUUUCAAAUAAUAUUGAAUCUGGUAGUUAUGUAGGUUUCUUAGUUGUUAAUGAUUUAGAUCUUGGAGAAAAUGGUUAUGUAACAUGUAAUCAAAAAUUAAAUGACUAUAAUGAUAAUAAUUUGGAUAAAUAUUCUUAUUUUAAAAUUAAUCUAAUUAAUAAUGGUCAAAUAUCUAGUCAAUAUUUAUAUACAUUACAAAUUAUAAAAGAUGAUUAUUUAGAUAAUGAAAAACAAAAUCAAUUUAGUUCUAAAAUUAAUAAUACAAUUGAUUAUCAAACAAUAUUUAAACAAAAAUUUACUUCAUUUAUGAUAAUUAUUACUUGUAAAGAUCAUGGUAGUCCAUUAGCAUUAACAACAUCAAUUAAUUUAUUAAUUACCAUAAUAGAUUAUCAACAAAUUGAUUUGUGCUUUGAACAAAUUACUUAUGAAUUAAUUAUUGAAGAAUCAAAUCAACCUAUAUUAAAUUUAUUACAACCUCAAUUACUUGAUAUUAUCAAUGAAGUAAAGUUUAGUAUAGAACCUAAAAAUGAAAAAUAUAAAAUUGGUUGUGAUCAUCUUGAAAUUAAUUCAUUCACAGGUGAGAUAUCCGCUCCAAAUGGUAUCGAUAGAGAAGAAAUAUCAUAUUUUAUUUGUUUAAUAAUCGCUAAAGAAAUUGAUAAUAAUGAUUUAAUAAAACAUAAUCGUAUUGCUACCACUGAACUGAUUAUCAAUAUUACUGAUAUUAAUGAUAAUGAACCGAAAUUAAAUAAAGAUAUUUUAUUAUAUGGUUUUACAAUAAAUGAAUGGGAUGAAUACCUAGGAAAUGAGAAUGAUCAAAUGAAUCAAACUAAUUCAUAUAUAAUUGGUUUUUUAAAUGCAAUUGAUUUAGAUUUUGGAUUAAAUGGUACAAUAAAAUAUACAUUAGCACAAAUUACUACUGAAAAAUAUAUUAGUAAUAUAAAUAAAACAAGACAAUUUUUCAAUCAGAAUAAUGAUGAUCAUGAUAAAUUAAGAUCUUUAUUUCAAAUUGAUUCAACUAGUGGUUUAAUUACUUUAUCAAGAUCUAAACAUUAUUUAAUUGAUCGAGAACAAGUAACUACUUAUCAUUUACAAAUCAUUCUUGAAGAUAUGGGUUAUCCAAUUAAAUUGACAUCUAUACAAACAAUUCAAAUUUAUGUCACAGAUGUGAAUGAUAAUGCACCAAGAUGGCAUGAUGUAGUUGAAUCUACUAAUAUACAGCUAUACCCCUAUAAUAAAGAAAUUACAAUUUUUCAACUUCAACCAAUAUGGGAAAUUAAUCAAAAUUCACCAAUUGAACUUAGAUCACAAUUAAAAGUAUAUGAUCUUGAUUUUGGUGAUAAUGCUAAAUUACAAAUGUAUAUUAUUGAACCAAAUCAUGAAUAUCAACAAUUAAUUGGUCGAAAUCAAUUCAAUUUACCGACAGAUUCAUUAUAUUUAUCUAUAAAUGGUGAAUUAAAAUUAUAUAUUGAUAAAUUAGAAGAAAUUUAUCAAUAUUAUACAUUUAUCCGUGUACAAGAUCAAGGUAUUCAUCGACAAUUAUAUACAGAUGGUUAUUUCUUUAUACAAUUACCAAUUAAAACAAUCAAUAAAUUAGAAGUAUCUAUGGAUUCAUUCAAUAUAACUAAUAGAAAUACUCACUUAAUGAAUAUAAGUCACUUAGCAACCAGCACUCAGUCAACAUGGUUAUGGUUAAAUGAAUUCAAAGUGAUCAUUGUUUUAAUUGUUUCAUUUAGUUUAAUCAUUUUAUUGUCAAUUAUUAUGAUUUUUGUAAUUUUAAUCAAAUUUCAAAAGAAAAAACGUAAAAAAUUAAGAAAAACUUAUUUUCAUCAAAUUAUUGAUCAUAUAAUUGGGAAAAAACAUGAUACAUUCAAUUCAGAUUAUUAUACUACUAAUAUAAGUAAUAAUAGUAGUAAUAGUAAUCAUAAUACAAUAAAUAAUAAAAAUGAUUAUUAUAAAUAUAAUCCAAUGAAUUUAACUUAUCAAUCUGAUCUAAUAAAUCAACAACACUUAAGUUUGAAUACGAAUCCAUUCAAUGUAACAUCUAUCUCUUCUAAUUUAUAUCCUGAAAAUAAUAAUCACAUUGACAGUCAAUAUAGUCAUGAACAUCUUCAUGUGAAUGAAUUUGAUAAUUCAUGUGUUGAUUCAAUAUUUCAACGAAUAUCAGCUCCAUAUGAUUUGUUUUAUCCAACUAUUUAUACUAAUUUAAUGACAUCAUAUGAGAAUACUAUAAUUAAUACUACUACUAAUACUACUACAAGUACUACUAAUAUGAAUAGUAAUAGUAGUAGUAUUAGUAAUCGUAAUUAUCAAUAUUUUAAUAAUACACUUCAUUAUUAAAAGUAUGAAAUAUUAAAUUCAUUGAUAAGUAAAGAGGAAUUUAUUGACCAACUAACAUCAUCAUCAUCAUCAUCACCGUCAACCUCAUCAAUGAGGGAACCGAUGAUGCUGAUGAUAACAAUCACUUAUAAACAACAAACUAUAUAUAAUUAAUGCUCAGUCAAUUAGAACUAAAUAUAAUGACAAAAUAUUAUUGGGAUAAUUAUGAAUACAAUGAGUAAUUGUAUACAAUGUCAUACACAUUUUGCCUAUGGAUAAGUAUACAAUAAAUAAGGUUUUAUGUGAUUUUUACUUAAUUGUAACUGUGGAGAAAAUGGGAUUGUAUAAUGAUCAACAUAUUCUACCUUUAUCAAACUGGUGUAUUCUCUUUCUUUUUAAGAUUAGAAUCUGUCAGAAUGAUAAAUUCAUUAUGUAAAAUAUUUUCUGUUAUGUAUAACAAAAUUAAAUUUGUUUAUUUCUUAUCUUUCUCUUUGUCUCUGAUUAUAUGUGUAUGAUAGUAACCUUAAAUUUUUUUUAAACACUUGAUUCGAAUAAUA